AAUCUGUCUCGAUUCCAUCCCAGUACAGGUACGAGUAGUAGAUUUCGAACAGAAACUGUAGCGAUAUAUACACCGGUACAAAACGUGUACCGGUUCCGGAACAUGUACCGAACCUGUCGAACCCUUUCCGAAUCCGGUACAGGUACGAGUACAAAUAUUGGCAUAGGAACUGUAAACAUAGAGAAACUGAUACAAAACUUGUACCAGUUCCGGAACUAGUACCAAAACCGAUUUGAUGCCGGGAACUAAUUCUGCACGGUACUGUAUUAUCGCUGUUCAGGGACCGGUUGUGUUCUUGUCUUUGAAUCUACAAUAGUACCGUACCUAUCCUACUCUAGUUACUGAACCCGAACCUGCUUCCGAAGCGAAUGUGAAUGUCAGCAAAUAACGUCAAAGCGCAACAGCAGAUCUUGUUUGCAUUUCGUCUACAAACGCACCCGCAGCAAAACGUAAACACAACAAACGCCCGUACGUCAAAACAAACCACCUUGCCCGUUGAGCUGUCAAAAGUGCGCUGCAUCGUCGGCCCGAGCCGUGCUUGCGGAUUGCUUUGGCGAAGCCCGUACGACAAACUCACACACACACACACACACCACCAUGCACUGUGCCUUGAGACGACCCGCCCUCUUUCUCCAGCGCCGGCUGCUGGCGGUAGUGCAGCUGGCACCCCACAGCAACCUCCGCGCGGUCGGCGGAACGGGACAACACAGGCGCAGUGAUGGUUCCGGCGAGCAAGGUGACUCCUGGACCGCGCAGAAGGUUGGCCUCACCGCAACGCUCGCGCUGGCCGGCAUGUUCGGGCUGCUCGCCUACAACACCCGGCCCGACCAGAGCAAACGGAAAGCUACCGGCCGGCCAGCGUUCGGUUUCCUCCCCACCGUCAGUGCGAAAACGAGCGCGGCCGCGGGCAACCGGCAGCAGUACAACUUCAUUGCGGACGCGGUGGAAAUAUCCGCGCCCGCCGUCGUGUUCAUCGAGAUCCGGGACCGGCAGCGGGUGGACUUUUUCACUCGCGAGCCGGUGACGGUGUCGAACGGGUCCGGCUUCAUCAUCGAGCGGGACGGGCUGAUCCUCACGAACGCGCACGUGGUGGUGAGCAAACCGCACACGCUGGUCACGGUGCGGCUCACGGACGGGCGCACCUUUCCCGGGCAGGUCGAGCACGUCGACCCGACGUCCGAUCUGGCGACGGUGCGCAUACGGUGCGACAAUCUGCCCACGCUCCGGCUCGGCAGCUCGGCCGAUCUGCGGCCCGGCGAGUGGGUGGUCGCGCUUGGCAGUCCGCUCGCGCUGAACAACACGGUGACGGCGGGUGUGGUCAGCUCGACUCAGCGUGCCUCCCAGGAGCUGGGGCUGCGCGGUAAGGACAUCAACUACAUCCAGACGGACGCGGCGAUCACGUUCGGCAACUCGGGCGGCCCGCUGGUCAACCUGGACGGGGAGGCGAUCGGCAUCAACAGCAUGAAGGUGACGUCCGGCAUCAGCUUUGCCAUCCCGAUCGAUCACGCGAAAGCGUUCCUGCGCAAGAUCCAUGAAACGGCGGGGGCGGCCGGCGGCCGGCGGCUGUCGAGCGGUGCGCCCAGCUACCGGCGCUACAUCGGCAUCACGAUGCUGAGCCUGACGCCGGACAUACUGCACGAGCUGCAGCAGCGCAACCACAACUUUCCACCGACCGUGCGGGGCGGCGUGCUGGUGUGGAAGGUCAUCCAAGGAUCGCCGGCGCACAGCGGUGGCCUUCAGCCGGGCGAUAUUAUAACGCACAUCAACGGGAAGGAGAUAAACAGUUCCGGCGACGUGUACGAGCUGCUGGCGGCGCAGGAGAAAAAGCUCGCCAUCACGAUCUAUCGCGGGCAGCAGCCGGCCACCGUGCACGUUUUUCCCGAGGACACGACCGCGUAGACUUUCGCGACUUUACUUUAAAUUUUACUUAAAACUUUUAAUAGAAGCAUCAGAAUGCAUGUUUUGCAAUGAGCCGCAAGGCCAGUGCUGCGAAAUGUCACUGUCAAUGUCAUGAAAAAAUCUGACUGAAACAAAAUCCAUGACAGCGCCACGUACUCAAUUGUGAUCAGAGGUGAUACUCAAAAUGAUCGGUGCGAUCAAUGUAUGCUUCGUGACAUUUUUGCGACACAACGCUUGGUCAGUCACUAUGUCAUGACUUUUUUUUUGCUGUGAUCAGUUAAGCUCACUGACACAGUUGUGACAAAUUCCGGCUGAAUCAAAAUCUUGUCAGCGUCACGAGCUCUACUGUGAUGAUCAGAGGUGAGACUCAAACAGA
Anopheles merus is the source of this 2275-nucleotide messenger RNA. RefSeq names its product serine protease HTRA2, mitochondrial (gene HtrA2). Gene Ontology annotation, biological process: positive regulation of apoptotic process; proteolysis; programmed cell death. NCBI's taxonomy places the organism in Eukaryota, Metazoa, Arthropoda, Insecta, Diptera, Culicidae. Bases 598 to 1899 code for a protein of 433 amino acids. Gene Ontology annotation, molecular function: serine-type endopeptidase activity; protein binding. The record is from RefSeq and is a predicted model, not a curated record. The transcript has 3 exons.